CUUCAAAUCAGUUUGACAACACGUGCUGUUUUUUUUUUGUUGAAUCGACACGGUGGUGCGUUUUCUUAGUAGUAAAUGAGAUUUAUUUUCGGAAAAAAAUGAGCAAUUUAAUUGAAGUAGCUGUGACAAGUGAUGCAAAUGGUUCGUUAUGGAGCUGCUGUGCAUGGGAUCCACAGGCUGGAACGCAAUUAUGUACUUACAAAGGUGGUGAAGCAACAACGCCGCAUGGAUUUUCGUUCAUCAAUCAAGAAUUCAUCAUAACAGCCAACAAUUCAAAGCCGUUGUUACACAUUUGGCCGGUGAAUAGCCAAGAACAAGUGCCGAAUUUGCGAUUUGUUGUUCCGGGCAAAGUGACAGCACUUGCCAUUUCAUCCGAUGGUGUCUAUUGCGUAGCGGCUGUCAGUGAAAUCAUCUACAUUUGGAAAAUCAGUUCGGGUGAUAUGCUGGCGAUGCUGUCACGGCAUUAUCAAACGGUAUCAUCGCUUGCAUUCACCGAUGAUGGGUCACAUUUCAUCAGUGCUGGUCAAGAUGGAAUGAUGCUCGUCUGGAAAUUGAGCAGCAUUUUAACCGCAACUGGGUACAACAAUCAGGAAACAACUCCAUUGUAUUCAUUCUCCGACCAUACACUUUCAAUCACCGAUAUCUUUAUUGGCAAAGGUGGUAUGCGUGCCUUAGCUGCAUCUGUUUCACUGGACCGUACAUGCCGAAUUUAUGAUUUAGCCUCCGGCACAAUUUUGUUGAAUUUAGUGUUUCCCGAGGCGCUUACAUCGAUUACAAUUGACAAUUUAGAUACGAAAGUUUACAUUGGAUCAAUCGAAGGAAACAUUUUUGAAUUCAAUCUGCAAACACCGCCACGCACAAGAGAAUACCAUUUGAAUCACGAAACAUUGACAACAAAGCAACGUUUCAUCGGUCACAAGGGCGCUGUCACAACAUUAUCGAUUUCAUUGGAUGGUGAAACAUUGCUUUCGGGCGGUAACGAUGAAACCGUGCACUUUUGGCACAUUCCAAGCAAACAAAUCAUCCGAACCAUACCACAUAAAGGUACAAUUACUAAUGCCAAAUUCGUGCUGGCACCAAAGGCUAUGUUCGAUCAAGAGACAAAACUCCAUUUAAUUGCAAACAAUUUCAAACGCAUGAUUGACAAUCAAUCAUUGAACACGGAAAAUUUCACGGUCGAAAUUUUGGUUUCGCAUCCAGUCGAUUCGAGUAUUGAAGCGGAAAUUGUGAAUGAAACUGUUGGAGUUGCCGGAGAUGGUGUUGUGACGUCAAAGGGAAGAGAAAUUUUGAAUGGAACAAGUGGAGCCGAUCUGAAUGAAGUAGAACAACUUCGAGCCGAAGUCAGACGACUGAAGAAAAUCAACAAAGACUUAUUCGAACAUUCGGUUAAAUCAGUUUUUCAAAAUGGAAAAUGAGUCAACGCAAACAUUUUGUACACUUUCCUAUGGCUAAAAAGUGUUUGAAAAAAACUUCAAAUUAUAUAAAUAGAAACAUGAUUAUUGAGAAUCUAAGAGUUUGAAUAAAAAAAAAGACUUUGAACCAA
Molecule: messenger RNA, 1543 nt
Organism: Sitodiplosis mosellana (orange wheat blossom midge)
Lineage: Eukaryota; Metazoa; Arthropoda; Insecta; Diptera; Cecidomyiidae
Product: WD repeat-containing protein 18
Exons: 2
Coding region: 99-1415 (438 amino acids)
Biological process (GO): DNA-templated DNA replication; rRNA processing
Cellular component (GO): nuclear pre-replicative complex
Molecular function (GO): protein binding
Source: RefSeq, a predicted model, not a curated record